Babjeviella inositovora NRRL Y-12698 is the source of this 1129-nucleotide messenger RNA. RefSeq lists its product as uncharacterized. Gene Ontology annotation, molecular function: ammonium channel activity. The transcript has a single exon. Bases 345 to 755 code for a protein of 136 amino acids. The record is from RefSeq and is a predicted model, not a curated record. Gene Ontology annotation, biological process: ammonium transmembrane transport. NCBI's taxonomy places the organism in Eukaryota, Fungi, Ascomycota, Pichiomycetes, Serinales. Gene Ontology annotation, cellular component: plasma membrane.
GAAAGAGGGAGACUCAGCCCGUCGUUAGUGAUUGAAUUCGUCUGGGCUACAACAGUAUACUGUUCUCUUGCCUAUUGGACAUGGCCCACAGGCGGCUAGUUGUUCAAUUUAGGUAGUUUGGAUUUUGCUGGCGGCGGUCUAGUUCAUAUUGCGGGUGGUAUCGCCUCCUUAAUCUACUCCCUCUGCCUGGGGAACGCAUUUCGUGGAAAAUUGACGGAAAACGGCAAAACAACAAGUCCCACUAGUCGCUUACCUCGUUUAUUGGUACACGUUUGAUUUAGAUGGCCUGGUUGUGCUUUAAUACAGGGACGUUACUCGCGGUCAAUGUGAGAACUGCUUACAUUAUGGCCAAUACCCAGAUCAGCGCUUCCGUUACAUGUGUUACAUUUGCACUUUUGGAUUACACCUUGACAGGAAAAUGGUCCUUGAUUGCAGCUUGCGAGGGUGCCAUAGUGGGGAUAGUGGCGGUUACGCUUUCAUGUGGCUUCAUUCCAACUUGGACUGCCGGAAUUACCACUAUUGCCACCGCCUUUAUAUGCCAUUUGACGGUUGAUAUCAAUAAGUGGAUUGGUAUUGAUGACACUACCUGUUCCUUUAUCCUACAUGGCAUAAUUGGCUCUAUCUGUUUGGGUAUCUUUGUUUCCCUGAACAUCGCGGGAAUGGAUGGGGUGAUGAGAAUUCCAGGCGGUUGGGUCUGGCACCAUUGGGAACAGUCUGGGUACCAGUUUGUCGGUGUUGCGGUGAUUUGUCUUUGAACCGCCGUUUUCACGUACCUCAUCUGCCUCGUUGUAGAUUACAUUUCUGGUCUCCAUUUGAGGACCAGCGAAGAGGCGGAGGUCUCAGGUAUGGAUUACAUUAGAAAUGACAGAGACCUCCCACGAGCACGGUAAUGAUUUAAAAGCCUAUAUUAGAUAAAUCGUCCGUCAAUAUGCCUAUGGUUCACCUAACGAAUCGAUAUCAUACUUGAACGGCGUUGAGAUUGAAGACACUUACCUGGCCGGGGACAGCUCCAGCAAGUUCAACGAGAACUCUAAACGCAUCAAAGGGUGCAUCAAUUAAUCUCCUUCAACAGGAAGCGAUAAAUGACAGUUUAUAUAAUUUAGGAAGCGAUUUUAUUUCACAAAAUUUA